AUGAGCUGCGACUGUUUCGCGAGGAGAGAGUCAUGGGUGACCGUCGAGCGCGAGAAAUGGAUCAACUGUUACUUCCGCAAGCUAGUGCCGUUUUAUAGAAAGUCCACCUGUCUGUGGAAGAAAGAUACGCGCAGCUAUUUGAACAGCGAGCACAGACACCGUGCCUAUGCCCGAAUUCAUCGAACCAUGGACCUGCCGGGAGUGACUUUGGUGGAGAUCGUGUUGAAGAUCCGCGAGAUGCGUCGCCUCUACGUGAACGAAUUGAAGAGGCUGCUGGAGGCGAGGUCGUGUAAUCGCUGCUAUCGGACCUCGCUACCGUGGUUCUACGAUCUGCAUCGAUUUCUCUAUCCCAGGAACAGUCGUGUCGAGGAUUUCUUAUCGUCCAACACGCAACGAGCUCUCACCACCCUGAACUCCAGUUCCCCUGUCGUUUCCUUGGCCGAGGUCAAGACUCGCCCUCGAAAUUGUCCCCGCUCCUGCAGCAGGAUUACCGAGGCUAAGAAACGGCUGGACAGGUUCUCUUCUCAACCAGGUGUCUGCUCAACGAACAGCAGAUCCACAUCCUGCUACGAAGAAUUCCGACAUCGCGGAGAUACGACUGAGAACGAAUUAAUGGACAGGCGACAGGAGAAAUGUCGCGAAUUUACAAUCUGCGGGUUGCACAGCAUGGCAUCCAGUGACAAUACUUGCGAGACUGACUCACAAUCAGAUCAAUUGGAUACUUUCUCUAUGACCGUGACAAGUUGUCUGAAGAAGCUGGACAAAUCGUGCGCGCUGAAGGCGCAGGCAAAGAUUCAACAAAUCUUGAAGAACAUGCUGAUGAAAUCGAAGGUAAUAAACCAGAAACAUCGAUCGAUACGAGACGAAGUAUUGGCUGCGUUUUGGAAAACGUUCUCGCUCCGAUUUGGCUGAAAUUCCGAAAAUGGGUUCCUUCCAGAUUGAAACGAGAAUUAUUUACGAGAAGGAUUCUUCGGCGAUUCAAGAUUUUGCGAAGAAAGUUUUAGAAAAUAUUUUCAAUACUACAUACGUUGUCUUACAACAGUCAUUACGAAUUUUAUAUAUAAUAAUUAAUUUUCUAACUCGUUUUAUAAAUAUUUUAUAAAUAAUUGUGCAUAUCGAAAAUAUCGUCUCAAUUUUUAAAUGAUCGAAUAUCCUUCUCAUAGACACUAACACCUGCAACCUGCUUUCAAAAUUUCAAUCAAAUCGAACAUUUCGAAAAUCCGGCCAGAGCAUUUAAAAAUCAAUCUAUUCCCUAG
Molecule: messenger RNA, 1256 nt
Organism: Heterotrigona itama
Lineage: Eukaryota; Metazoa; Arthropoda; Insecta; Hymenoptera; Apidae
Source: the annotation of a GenBank genome assembly